Molecule: messenger RNA, 2214 nt
Organism: Bathycoccus prasinos
Lineage: Eukaryota; Viridiplantae; Chlorophyta; Mamiellophyceae; Mamiellales; Bathycoccaceae
Exons: 1
Coding region: 1-2214 (737 amino acids)
Source: RefSeq, a predicted model, not a curated record
AUGCCGAGACUGAAGACAACGUGCACUCAUCCGACGAAUCUGGGCAUUCAGAACGCAUUAAACUACACGACGACAAAAGAAACGACGACCAAUUUAAGCGAGAAAAAACUCAAAGGCUACAGAUUUUACGUGGGCGAGAAAGCUACUUUCCGCGACGGAAAGAAUGCGAUCGAUCGCGAAGAGAUAAUAGACGCGAUCAAAGAAGAAGGCGGCAAGAUUGUGAAAAGUGUGAACGGCGAAGACGCGCACAAUAUUAUCGUGGUUGUCGAUACGAAAAGCAGUGAGAACGUUGGUUCAACCUUCGUUUCCGUGAAGGAUUUACUCGACUUUCUCCUCUCAGACGAUAAAGAGGCCACUUUUACGGCGAAGGUAAUUCGCGACGACGCCGACGCCAACAAGGAAAACGAAAAGGCUUUAGCGAACAAGUCGUUUUGCUUCACGGGCGCAUUUCAAGCCAUCGGGACUAACCGAAAGAAUGCGAAGGCCGCUUUACACAGGUAUGUCAAAAAGAACGGCGCAACCGUAAGUGUACAUGUAACUCGCCAAACCGGUUUCCUCGUCGUCGACCUACUCGGGGGAGCGUCCUACGUAAGAGAAGCGCGGAGAGUCGGAGCGUGCAUCGUGACUAUAGAAAACGUCGAAAAGUACGUGAAAACAAAAGACGAAAAGUUCUUGGAAUCCAACGAGAAAUUAGCCGAUGAAAUUUUAGCGAAAGACGAAAAGAAGAAAGUUGCGUCACUCAAAAGAAAAGUGAACGCUUCUAAUUUAGACGACGAUUUAGCCGCCGACGACGACGAAGACGACGACGACGAAGACGACGACGACGACAACGACGAUGAUUACAACGACGAGGAAGACGACGACGAGGAGGAAGACGACGAUUACAACGACGACGACUCGAAUGCGUUUGAAAACACAGACGCAAUGGACGAAGACAACGAUGACGAAUUCGACGACAACGACGACUUAGCCGCCGCCGUUGCUGAAGAAAGACGCGGAAUGGAAAAACUCGGCAUGAAAUUCCAAACAACCAAUCUUAGUUCCAAAAAGCUUUCGAGCAACGGAAGAAGUUCGAAAACGCCGGCGAAGAAAGCUGAAGAAACGCCGCGACGAAGCAGUCGCCCGACGAAACCGACGACGACGAUACUAGCAAAACUACCAAAAGCAGGGGAGGAACAACCGUGCGCGGGCGGAGACAAUUGCCCAAAUAACGGCAUCAUAAAAAAAGGCGAGACGAGAUAUUUAGCCAAUAACACUAAAGGUGUGUUUUGUGGCCCUAUCGAAAACCGAAUCGUCGAUUCGAAUAAUCUCGGUCGAUAUUUGUGCGGAAGAUGUGCUCGCCCAGAGACCCCGUGUACGCGGUGUGGGAAGCUUCUCCCCGCCGGAAAUAGCUUUCGCGCAAAGGACAAAGUAAACGACGGCUGGAAAUGCCAAGAAGGCUAUUGCCAAAACGCCGCCGGCAAAGAAGCAGCCAAGAAGAAAUGGCCGGAGACCACGUGUACGCAGUGUGGGAAGCAUCUUCCCGCCGGAGAUCGCUAUCGCGCAGCGGACAGAGUAAACGGCGACGGGUGUUGGAAAUGCUUAGAAGGCUUUUGCCAAAACGACGCCGGCAAAGAAGCAGCCGAGAAGAAAUGGCCGGAGGCCCCGUGUACGCGGUGUGGGAAGAUUCUUCCCGCCGGAGAUCACCAUCGCGCAGCGGACAGAGUAAACGGCGACGGGUGUUGGAAAUGCGUAGAAGGCUAUUGCCAAAAAAACGCCGCCGGCAAAGAAGCAGCCGAGAAGAAAUGGCCGGAGGCCCCGUGUACGCGGUGUGGGAAGAUUCUUCCCGCCGGAAAUCGCCAUCGCGCAGCGGACAGAGUAAACGGCGACGGGUGUUGGAAAUGCGUAGAAGGCUAUUGCCAAAAAAACGCCGCCGGCAAAGAAGUAGCCGAGAAGAAAUGGCCGAAGACCACGUGUACGCUGUGCGGGAAGCUUCUUCCCGCCGGAGAUCGCAAUCGCGCAAAGGACAAAGUAAACGACGGUUGGAGAUGCCAAGAAGGCUAUUGCCAAAACGCCGCCGGCAAAGAAGCAGCCAAGAAGAAAUGGCCGGAGGCCCCGUGUACGCGGUGUGGGAAGAUUCUUCCCGCCGGAGAUCACCAUCGCGCAGCGGACAGAGAGAAGGAGGGCCGCCGCUGGAGAUGCCCAAAAGGUCGUGGUUGCGGCGGCAAAAAAUAA